Molecule: messenger RNA, 1605 nt
Organism: Lodderomyces beijingensis
Lineage: Eukaryota; Fungi; Ascomycota; Pichiomycetes; Serinales; Debaryomycetaceae
Source: the annotation of a GenBank genome assembly
AUGCUUCCCGGGUUUAGUACAGCCAUUGUGCUAUUGGCGGCAUAUACAACUUUGGCAUCAGCGUUUCUUCGCAGUCCAUCAAUAUUGACUUCAAAAAAGGGUGUUUUUUGUUCCAAUAUCCAGGUAUCUCCAUCACACCCUGGAAAGAGCUAUAUCAAACUUCACCCGGAACACGCUUCGGCAGAUUUCAAGAUUCCGGGCUUGAUCUUUUACUAUCCCGAUAUUGUCAACUUCACCUCGGUGCCGAUUGUGGAAGAGUUUAGUCGAUUGUGCCCCAAGGAUAAGGAAGUGUUGUUCAAGAAGAUCUUGAAUCAAGACGAUGGAACUUUUAUACUCGAUGCUGCUGACGGCUAUGACGUUGACAAGUCAAAACUAUGGAGCGGCAUAGUCGACAAAGAUGUCAAGUUUCAGGUGGACCACUCUGGUUUUUAUUGUGUCUACGUUGCUCCGCCUGUGGAAGACAAAGACCCAUUUGAGAUACCGAUUGUGUUCAAGAACUACUACGGGAACUUAUCGUAUCCGUUUUACUUAAUUUAUGCGCAAUCGAAAUUCACCAUUGCCGUUGCCAUCAUUGUCUUUGCAAGCUUGUUCAAUUAUAUCCUCAAGUUCAAAGUUGGGGACAAUUUCCAGCACUUGGACUCGAUUUCCGUGAUUUCCAAAGCCGUGAUCUUUUUGGUGUUGGCUCCGUUUACACUUUUGUCUAUGUAUCAAUGGUUUGUCCUUUUUUUGAUCAACAAUUUUUUGGAAACUUGUCAACGUUCACGGAUCAUCAGUUUCUUGUUGCUCCUUUCACAAUUUGGUGAAACAACAUUUACCACAUUUUUGAAGUACGCGGUACUUUUAUUCUCCAUGGGAUUCGGCGUGAUUUAUUACCAUAGCGGCAACUCGCAUAAUUACAGACAAUUCCCACGAGAUUCCUUUUUCAAAGUUACCGCUUUCUUUGUCGCUACGCUUGUGGUUCAAUUUGCAUCGCAUGUACGCUUGGCGAACAGUGCCAGUGACACUCCUAUAAUUGGAUACCAUGGACAGACGCUAUUGAAUCAAUACGGUACCCUUACCGCAUUCCUUUUGGGUCUUGCCGGGUUGCUUUCAAUGGCAUGGUUCAUUCUUUCCAUGAUUUUCUAUUUCAAGACCAAGAAAACCAUUGCCGCAUUCCCGCCGGCGUCAGAUGCAGAUUCCACCGAAAAAGUCGUUUCGGCUUUCCGUAAAUCCUUUGUGGUGAUUUACAUCUUGCCCAUUGUAACUUCGAUAUUUGGAGGUAUUGUCGCUGGGGUGAUGACAGCGCAAUCUUUUAAAAACAUGCCUGAUUAUCCAACACGUACAGAAAGAGACCCCGUCUACCAAUCGGCUUUAGGCAUGUGGAUGCUUGAAAAGUCAAUGGCGAAAUUCAUGAUACCAGUGCUUUGGUCAACAUGGUUUUAUUUCUUUUCGUUGAUCAUUUCAUUAUUUUUCCUUUGGAUCAAGGACAAUAACGGGCUAAUUGUCGAUCCCAAUGCUAAUGAUCCAAUUGAAUACGCCGAUGUUCCAAACUUUAACAUUUCCGAUGAGGAAGAAGAACAAGAACAAGAGCAAGGACAAGGACAAGGACAAGAUAUCAGGGUAUAA